GGUUUCCCACUGUGUGUUGAUAGCAAACGCUCUGAUGAUCUGUGUAUAAAAGCAGAUCGCUCUGUUCUAAACGGCAUCAGUUCAGCUUCAGUUCUACAAGCUUACCAAUCAACUAACUAAACAAAAUGAAAUUCCUGUCGGUUGCAUUUCUGCUUGGUCUGCUGGCUUUGGCUAGUGCCACGCCCCUGAACCCAGGCAACGUGAUUAUCAACGGUGAUUGCCGAGUGUGCAAUGUUCAUGGCGGCAAAUAAACAUAUGAUGAAAUCGAAUUGCACAUGGAUUACUACAGCAAUAUGUUCAUUAUCAACAAUAUAUAUAAUUAUUUCAAACUAUGAAGUCACAUAAAUAUUAGUUAUCAACAUAAUCAAGGGAAUGACGAGCAAAAUCAACCUAAAUAAAAAUAACUCACCUUAAUAUACUCGACCACAA
Drosophila montana is the source of this 429-nucleotide messenger RNA. Its product is annotated as bomanin Short 3. The record is from RefSeq and is a predicted model, not a curated record. Lineage: Eukaryota; Metazoa; Arthropoda; Insecta; Diptera; Drosophilidae. The coding region runs from base 126 to 251 and encodes 41 amino acids. Gene Ontology annotation, biological process: defense response. The transcript has 2 exons.